CCGUCCGGCAAUAAGAGAGGGAGCCGAGCGCUGGUUCGAGGGGGAGAGAGAGAGAGAGACAGAGAGACAGAGAGUGAUUGAUUGAGAGGAGGGAGAGAGAAAGAGUGAGGGAUGUUGGUGCUGAAGUGUUCAUGCAACGCAACAGAACCUCUUCAAGCUCUAACCCAAUGCCGCCUGCUCGGAGCUUCGAAGCCUCUCCCUCGCCGUCGAAUCGCCGUCGCUUCUCUCUCCUCCGCCUCGUCGGGGAAUCGGGCUCCGGUUCUUUCCAUUUCCGACCACGGCGGAACCGGGUCUACUGCGGAUCCGAACUUGCAGGUGGGAGGGUUUGGCUCUGCGAGCUGGGCGGACCGGCUUCGGACGGGGAAUUUGACGGAAGGCGGGUUUUCUUACAAGGAGUGUUUCAUUGUGAGGUGCUACGAGGUUGGAAUUAACAAGACGGCCACGGUUGAGACCAUUGCUAAUCUUUUGCAGGAGGUUGGAUGUAACCAUGCUCAGAGUGUUGGAUUUUCAACAGAUGGGUUUGCAACAACGCUCACCAUGAGAAAAUUGCACCUCAUAUGGGUGACUGCUCGCAUGCAUAUUGAAGUCUACAAAUACCCAGCUUGGAGUGAUGUAGUUGAAAUAGAGACAUGGUGCCAAAGUGAAGGAAGAAUUGGUACUAGACGUGAUUGGAUUCUUAGGGACUAUGCUACUGGUCAAGUCAUCGGGAGAGCGACAAGCAAGUGGGUUAUGAUGAACCAGGAUACUAGACGACUUCAAAAAGUUAGUGAUGACGUUCGUGAAGAAUAUCUAAUUUAUUGUCCACGAGAACCAAGAUUAGCAUUUCCAGAGGAUAACUCCAGCAGCCUGAAGAAAAUCUCGAAACUUGAAGAUCCUGCUGAGUAUUCUCGGCCAGGACUUGUGCCUAGGAGAGCUGAUCUUGACAUGAAUCAGCAUGUAAACAAUGUCACGUAUAUUGGAUGGGUGUUGGAGAGUAUUCCUCAAGAAAUCAUUGACACCCACGAAUUGCAAACUAUCACCUUGGAUUAUAGAAGAGAAUGUCAACAUAAUGAUGUAGUAGAUUCCCUUACAAGUCCAGAGCCAAUCGAGGAUAUAGAGGCUGCUGAGCUUGAAGGAACAAACGGGUCUGCCCCGACUAGAAUUGGUGAAUUAGAUUGUCGUCAGUUUCUGCACUUAUUGAGAUUAUCCAGAGACGGGCUUGAAAUAAACAGGGGCCGCACUGAGUGGAGGAAGAAAGCAGCAAGAUAAGGCAGACUAGUUGCUGGGACUAGUGGGUGAAAGUUUGCGCCCCCAUUUUGUUUCUUCUGCCCCUCCCCAUUUUUUGUUUCUUUUGUUUCGCAAGGGAUCUUGCUCUUGAUUUGUUUUAUUGUUAGAAGAUAGAUUGUCAAUUUCUUCUUGUUUUGUGUGUAGGGGAAUGUGAUUUGAGAAAAUAUGUGAGAUGAAAAAAACCACUUCCAAUUAGAAUAAGACGAAUUUUCUGUUUCAUUAA
This is a messenger RNA of Malania oleifera, 1489 nucleotides long. Its product is annotated as oleoyl-acyl carrier protein thioesterase, chloroplastic. Gene Ontology annotation, molecular function: acyl carrier activity; fatty acyl-[ACP] hydrolase activity. The transcript has 7 exons. Lineage: Eukaryota; Viridiplantae; Streptophyta; Magnoliopsida; Santalales; Ximeniaceae. Bases 112 to 1248 code for a protein of 378 amino acids. Gene Ontology annotation, biological process: fatty acid biosynthetic process. The record is from RefSeq and is a predicted model, not a curated record.